Messenger RNA from Hemiscyllium ocellatum (epaulette shark), 495 nucleotides. It is a transcript of the gene micos13, whose product is annotated as mitochondrial contact site and cristae organizing system subunit 13. The transcript is spliced from 4 exons. Gene Ontology annotation, cellular component: mitochondrial crista junction; MICOS complex. NCBI's taxonomy places the organism in Eukaryota, Metazoa, Chordata, Chondrichthyes, Orectolobiformes, Hemiscylliidae. Gene Ontology annotation, biological process: cristae formation. The record is from RefSeq and is a predicted model, not a curated record. Bases 63 to 407 code for a protein of 114 amino acids.
GGUUGGAGUGACGUACCGGGGGGCGGGAGGGUGAAAGGUCACAGGAUCCGCAGAGUCUGCUCAUGGCGUCCGGGAUCAUCAGGAGCGUCAGGUUCUUUACAAAGUUUGGGAUAAUUGGAGGCACUGUGUACGUCAUUUAUGACCAGGACCUAUUUGGAAAUGGGGAGCAUAGUUUGGAAGUAUUGAAGACUGUUUCAGCUGCGGUCCCGACUGCAAUGGAUCACUGGGCCAAGUAUUUUGGCGUGGAGUUACCAGAGGUUCCCAAGCUGAAUGUUCCUGUUAACGAAUACUGGAAUUCAGGUGUUGAAGCUACCGCAUGCAUCUUGUCCGCUGCGCCUACAAAAUGUAACGAAUACACUCAGAAAGGCUGGCAGUACAUCAAGAACUUAACCAAUAAAACCGAGUAAACUGCUCCUUCAUUAUAAUAGUUUUUGUUCAUGACCACAAGCUGUAACAAAGUGUAAAUACCUACAUGAUAAAAUGUAUUUGAAAUUA